AUGUCAGCUGCCGUUGCUGCUGCCUCAGCAGCCGCCAAUUACCGUCGCAACUCCGCCACCACCACCACCGCAAAAAAGACCAACUACACUCCUAAUAAUUAUUACAUCUCGUUCUCACCAUCACCACCGUGUCACAAUCGCUACGAGAUUAAUAAACGUCAGGAUUGGAAUAAAUUUGUGCACUACUUGAAGAAUUAUCACCAUGGUCACGGUCAGCCUCCCAUGUCUGUGCGUCGGUGCAGUGGGUCCCAUGUGCUUGGGUUUCUCAAGUACCUGGACCAGUUCGGUGCAACCAAAGUUCAUAAGAUGAGCUGCGAGUAUUAUGGGCAAGCUUAUUCCUCGGUCGCAUGUUCUUGUCCGCUCAAGGAGGCAUGGAGUAGCCUCCAAAGCGUUGUCGGACGCCUCCGUGUCGCCUUUGAGGAGUAUGGGGGCUCACCGCUGACAAAUCCGUUUGGUUCAUCGGUGGUGUGGUUGUAUCUAGAGGAGGUUAAAGUUUCUCAGGCUAAAGCUCGGGGUCUAAGUUAUAAAUGCUGA
Messenger RNA from Daucus carota subsp. sativus, 534 nucleotides. Its product is annotated as protein LIGHT-DEPENDENT SHORT HYPOCOTYLS 6. Lineage: Eukaryota; Viridiplantae; Streptophyta; Magnoliopsida; Apiales; Apiaceae. The record is from RefSeq and is a predicted model, not a curated record. Gene Ontology annotation, biological process: mRNA transcription; response to light stimulus. The transcript has a single exon. Gene Ontology annotation, cellular component: nucleus. The coding region runs from base 1 to 534 and encodes 177 amino acids.